AUGAACGAGAGCGAUUGGCUCGUCUCCGCCUACCUGCGGACGGCAGACGCCGGCUUCAGUGACGCCAACAAGUACGUUCCAUAUCGACUUUCUUCUCUUCGAGUAGAGUCUGAUUCGAUUUUCAUUUCACACGUGGUGCCAGCUUUUCAGUGAGCUUUUGAUCCAACUACAACUGUUCAAAUAUCGAAAUUAGCUGUAAAUAGUUUGCUCUUUUUCCGUUUUCUACUGCUUUGAUUUUGCUUUGAAGCUAAUUUCCCAAAUAUUUUCCCGUUUCCGAAGUAAUUGUUCUAGAAGCUAACAUUGAAUGAACGCGCCGGCCAGAACUCUCCAGUCAAACUUUUUUACGGGUUUUCAAAAAGGUUCGAAUGAAUUACCAGGAAUUACCUUUGCAAUCAGUUCCAUUAUUCGGUUAUUAUGGAUAAUAAUAUCUAUGUAAUAAUAAUUAUUUAAUAAUAAUUAUUUAUUGACAGAUCAGCGUGAACCCUAACGAGUUCAUUUGGAUCUAGAAUUUAAGAGAAUACAUUAUACAGUUAUACAUCAUUUGAGUCGUGGAGGAAUAUACAAGAAGAUCUCGUGCAAUGGUAGAUUGACCAGUAAAUUUUUUAAAGACUUGGAUUGGUGGCUGAAUUGAAAUUUGGAAGUGAGUUUGUUCCAAGUAGGGAUUGUUUUAAAGAAAAAAUCAUUAGAAAACUGACCUUGAGAACGCAGUCGAAGUGGAUUUCGCCUUAAAUUGGACCUGAGGGCAAAAAGUUCGAACUGGGGAAAAUGAUCGAUACCGAAGACAAUUUUAUGAAGGGUCAGAAUGUCGUAUAUAGCUCGUCUGAGGUAAAGUGGAGAGAUAUCAAAUUGCUCAAGGCGGUCAGAGUAAGAUUCAAAGGAUAAGUUGGACCUAAUAAAUAUUUUACGAGAAAAAAUUCUGAGAGGAGAUUCCAGUUUGUAGCAGAGAUCAGAAUUAAGGGGAGGGUUAAAAACUUCGGAGCAGUAUUUCAGAAUAGGCCUUACAUAGGUGUUAAAAAUUUUGAACAAUAGAUCAGGUGAUUUGGAACGAAAACAGUUGAGUAUCUGAUUUGAGCGAAGGGUUGCUAAUGCCGUGUUCAAAGUAAUUUCCGCGAAAUGCAAAAUGGUCUCUGACCCUCCAAAAUUUAGUUAUCUUUCUCUUUCUCUGACGGCUAUUUUGAAUUUCGCGGAAUCACUUUGAACACGGCAUAAAGAAACGAUAUUGUUAAUGUGAGGAGCGAGAGUUUGUUUAUUUUAGUUUUUUUAUUACUAUGUAAUUUGGCUGAAACGAUUAACCUCUUCAUUUUUUCAUUAUAUGAUUUCUAAACUUUGUGAAAAAAUUUAAUAUAACAGCUUUAUUUCUUGAGCUGGUCGCCGGAUAUUUUGACAAGUCGACGUGCUCCAGGUGAUUUGAGACAGGUGACAGCCUGAUGUCGUAUUAAGUUUCAUUCGAAGCUCAAAAAAUAUUAAGUUGUAUGUUUUAAGAUCAACUUGUUUAUAUUUUCUACAAUUCAUUGAGUUUUGAAUUUUAAGAAAAAAUAGAAAAUCAAAUUUGAGCGAAAAAAAAUCUUAACAUUCGAGAAUCUGGGGUUUCAGUUUUUUCUGGCUCUUUUGGAAACAUAACUUCACUAAAAUGUCUUUUGCCCCCGAAGUUUUGCUUUCAGACAAACUGUUAUAUUCCAACUCACUCAUCAGUUCAACUUUCUAUAACCUCCAAAAAAAAAACUAUAGUUUCGAUUCAACUUUUUGGCAGCGGAAAACCUUUUUCCAACAAUUCCCAAUAGCAAAACCAUGGAUGGAAAAGCCGUGCUUUUGUUGCAGCACGAGAAAUUUUGAACAUCUUUCCUAUUUUCUGCUGUCUCUCUUUUUGUGCAGUCCGUUCAUUUUUCAUUCUUCAAAGAAAGUCUGAGAACCCAUUUUAAAUGUCUUGAAUUAGCUCUGCAACUACUUCCUUGAGUUUUUGCAUGACGAAGAGAGGGAUGGAUUUUUCUUUUUCUCUUUCUAGCUUUUUUAUAUCUUGAUAUUCACGGACAUUUCUUUUCUCACUUCGAUGGCGUCCAAAAAGGUGGAAAGGCAAGCUUGAUUGGCUAUCUUCAAUGCGGGAUUAUUGGCGUUAAAUCGGAUUAGAGAGCAGUCAUUUUUUCGAGGAAACAAAAGCCUUUUCAUCCCAGUUCUCCUUGCCGAAGCUUAUCGUGUCCUUCUGUCAGUUUGUUCUGCCAUUUACUUCGAAGUGUGUCGGGUUUUCAGAAAGAUCCUGGAAUGUGAAAGGAACUCCCCGAGGGAGCUUCCUGUCUUUUGAACUACGCGUUCGCUUCUUCUUUUCCGUUUCAAUAACGUUCCAUGUCCUGAGCACCUUCGGCUUUUCACUUUCCUUGAUUUCAGUUGCUUGAACUUGCAGGUCACCUGUUUCAAUUCUUUUUUUUCUCUCUCAAACACGAUUCAGUUCUUCAGAAAUGACUCGAGAAAAUUGCCCUGGAUUCACACGUCUGUCGUCUCAACCUUUUUUGUGUUCCUUGAAUUGCAAGCUUUCAUCCCUUCUUAUUACUUUUUCUGGGUUUUUGCUUCAGGAAGUUUUUCAAUCUUCUUCAAAAAAGUAAUAUCGAAUCUUUGACUAAAUCUGGUUUCACGCUUUUGGAAGUCCGUUAUUGGUUAUAGGGGAAAAAAAGGCGAAUGAGGAAGUUUUAACAAAAAGCACGAGGAUCGGGAUGUAUGAAAAAUGAAAUCAAAAGGAAAAUGGAGCGAGGAGAAUCUGAAAAAGGCGGGAACCAGUAAAAAGUGCCAUAGCUCCAAAAGAUAUAGUAGUUUGAAUAAAUUAGAAAUUCUCUUCGUCGUGGGACUUUUGCAUGGCCAGACGUCUUCUAAUUUCUUACUUCCUCACCUCGUCCAAAUUUUCUUUUUGUCGGUUCUGAAUUGCCACCUCCGCUAGUUUCACACCUUUCAACUUUCGCUCUGUGGGGGAAAAAAAAAAUGGAUUUUUGUAGCGAAACUGCCGUGUCGACGUCGGCGCCGAUGGGGACGGUGGUGCAGGAAGAGAUCUGCCGGUUUCGGGCCACCACCGAAAACUUUGUCGUCGUCGUCACCUUCAUCGUCAUAUUCCUGCUCUCUGUCAUCGGCAACUCCCUCGUGCUUCUUGUCAUACUCAAGGUGACGUCGGUCGGGCUGUCUCCCGAAUGACCUUCUGUUUGCAGCAACGAGCGAUGAGGUCCAUCACCAACAUCUACCUGAUGAACCUCGCUCUCACCGACAUGAUGCUCUCCGUCGUGUGUAUGCCUCCCACUCUCGGUAACUCUUGUCAUCUUCCAUUAGUGUUUUCAUUCAAAUUCCGUGUAAAAUCUUCACUCGAAUUCCGUGUAAAAUCUUCACUCGAAGUGGUCGCUCUCAUUCUGAGGCUUCCACCUAGAGCACGGUCUCCGGGCUCCAGCACAACAUCCGCUACAUUCUGAGCUCGUCAAGGCGCAACUGGAUGAACUACGCGCAGAAGGACGAGGCGAAGGACCGUAAGACCAUGCUUUCUACUGUUUCGACUACACGUUUGGACUUCUAGUUCGUCAAAGGCGGUUGUUCGUUAUAGCUUUGAAAGUUCUUGUUCACCGCCUAGUCGAUACAUCUAUGAGUAAACCAACAAAAUAAAUGAUUUGAUUGAUUUGAUUGAACUCUAUUUCAAAUCCGAUUUAAAUAUCAAACUGUUUUUGUAAUAAAGGAACACAUUUUUUUAUUAGGCGAGGCGUUUUUUUCUUUGUAUGAGUAAUUAUCAUAAAGAAGCAUUCUAAACAAUCAAACUCCUCAUAAUUUUUUUAUUUUUUUCAUUCGGUUACAACUCUCCCUUCGAAAAAUUAUAUCCAUUAAAUAAAAGCUCCGAUUUUUUUAUUGAUAUUUUUUUACUUCUUCCGAAAGUUUUUUUAUCCCUUGAAAUUUAUUUUCUAAUUUAAAAAUUGAAAAAAACGAAAAAAACCCUGUUAUUUUUUUUAUUCGGACAGCAGCCGCCAUUAGCAGAGUGAUCAGAAUUUCGAAAUGGAUUUUUAAGUGUUUCUCAAAGCUGAUUUGACAGUUUCGAUGGUGAUGAACUGCUGGAUGUUUGGCAGCUUCGGAUGCAAACUUUUCGCCUACCUUCAACGUGAGAGUCUUUGCCGAGAUACCUUUCAUCCGGAGAUUUUCAGCGGUCGUCGUGACGGCUUCAGCCUACACAUUGGCUGUGAUCGCUUUCGAACGAUACUUUGCCAUUUGCCGACCUCUUCAUUCCAGGAUUUGGCAGACUCGGUAGGAAAGCAGUUGUAUUCUCAGGGAAGACAAGGACUCCAGGUCGCACGCGUACGUCAUGAUCAGUUUGGUGUGGACCAUAUCGAUACUGGCCAACGUGUUGAUGCUGUUCAUGUAUGAGCAGCAGGUGUACAACUCCAACGGCAUCACUUGCACGCCGAUCCACGCCCCCAUCUACCAUUUCGCCUACCAGGUUCUUCUAAACUUUAACUGAAGGCUCAUUUUUUUCUGGUAUGGAUAAGUAUGAUAAAUGUUGAGUUUGAAAAUUUUUCCAUUUUUCUGUUAGGCAUAGGGGCAGUAAAAACCGGUGUUUCAGUUCAAAGCAGUACUUUGUAGAGUUUUUCAGUGCGAAUCGAACGUGAACUUGAAAACGUCUUCACUGAAAAAGCAGUAGUCUAAAAAAAAAAGAGGAAAAAAGGAAGUUGGAGUUCCAGUUUUUUGCAAACAAUUCUGUAAAGGGUGAGAAAAGUAUAUUAAAAACUUUGAUGUAAGUGAAGCUUGUUGGAAAAAAAAAGAUUCAGGUUUACAUGACGGUUGUGCUGCUGGUGAUUCCCCUGGUGGUGAUGACGGUGCUGUACGGCUCGGUGAUCAACUCUCUGAAAGGAGGCAUUCGUCUGGAGAUCGCCGCGGCCAACGCCGACAGCCUGGCCGCCGAGAACGAGAGUCAGUGUCCUCGCGUGCCGUUACAGUACUCCCGGUCGCACCAGAACCUCGGUGGCGGCGACUGGUUGAGUCCUUUUCCGCGCGCCGCCACCCACCUCGACCUCGUCGAGUCUUGUGCCGUGUUGCAACAGCAUCCAGGUCUUGUGCAUGUCCCAUUUUUUGUUAUAGUCACCAUGUUUCGUUUUCAAACUCUCUGCAGGGGAUUUCGAUGAGCAGACAAGGAACUCGCGGCAAUCCUGUUUGAGAAAAAUCCAUAGUGAUAGGCUUCAAAAAUACUCAAAAAUUUUAUCUUGGCAAUCGUUAUGAAUAUUUAACAAGCACUCUAAUCGAAAAAAAAAACUCAUCCGGUCACUGUUUGCCAAAUUCCUGAUUUUGAAAAUCGAAGGGAUAAGAAACGCUUUCUCGUUAACAUUUCGAAUAUUUGUUUGCACAUAUAGCUAUAUUUUCACUUUUUCGUAUUUAAGUUUUAUUUUUUAAGUUCUUCUCGAGUUUCUCUACUGGUUUUGACUAGCCACACAUAUUAUGAGUAUCCACCUUUUUUGGUUUUAUUAUCAAUUUUUUUUUUGAUUUUGGUUUUUAGUCUCCUAAAGGAAGUCUCUGAAUCGUCAAGUUUUCGUGACAAUAAUUUUCUGUUUCAACUUUAUGUGUUUUUUGUUCGCUUCAAAGUGGUUUCAUGGUAUUUGAGUUUAGUUUACUUUCAUUUUCGGAAUGAUAUGCAUUGGUUUAUUUGCAGCGAGUACGGACGACGAGAUCUUGGAGAACCGGAAAAUGUCGUUCAUCCAAAAACUGACGCAGAAGUUCAGUUUGCGCAAAGAUUCUAACAAUCCCAAGUAAAUUUUGUCAAUAAAAUAUGAAAUUUGGGCUUUUUGUAUUUUUCUUGAAGCUGUAUUCUCAUCGAGAGAACUUUCAGAGCGAACUUGGCCCACCGAAGGAGUGAAACUUCGAUUUGUAUGGACGGCAGCAGUCUCCGUUCCACACACAACCAAAAGUCUGCGAUGGCCAAGCAAAGAGUUAUCAAGUUUGCUUUUCGCUUCAUUUUCUUGAAAUGACCAAUUCUUCAAAUUGAAAUCUUUUAUCGAAGAACAUUUUGGGUUUGCAGAAUGCUGAUAGUCGUCGUGAUCAUAUUCUUCUGUUGCUGGACGCCCUCCUACAUUUGGUGGCUUCUGCUUAUUGCUGGAGACUCGUUCCAAGUGAGUUUCUUGCUCAGGAGCGGACGAUAGGUCAAGUCUUCAGAGCCUCCAACUUUCCGUUUGGAACUCCGACGUCAACACCUUCAUCACGUUGCUCACCUACAUCUCGUCCUGUACGAAUCCCAUAACAUACUGCUUUUUGAACAAGAAGUUCCGCAACGCCAUCUAUACAAUGUUCGGAAAGAAGAAGGUCCUUCGAAAUCAUUUCCAGAAGGUACGUUCUUGUGUUUCUCUUUCUCUUGCUGUUUUUUGUGGUUGUUGAAAAGACGCUUGUGUACAUGAGGAAACUCAACACUAGUUUAGUAUUCAGGUUUAUGAGCAGUCCGGAACGAGAAAACCCAAAGAGUAACUGUCAGUAAUACUAUAAAUAUCCAUAGUUGACUAACCCGUUUUCCUGAGAGAAACCCAACCGCAUCAACUUGAAACUUGCUGUCUGUGAUGAGAUGUUCAGCGUGAUAGUUGUGCCGUUUUGCAGGUGUACAUGCCAGUGAAUCUGACCUCGAAAAAAGUCGAGGACAGGACCCCGAUUAAAAGGUUUGCUUCUUGUCCUUCGGCAAUCCUCUCCGAGAUAUUUGCCUAACAUUUACAUUAACCAUGAUUUUCUUCGAAGAUAACAACUAGACGAUCUCAUUGAUACGUUUCGGCUUCAAGAACUCAAAAGUUUUGGAAUGUCCAUUAGGGAAAUUAACCUUGCUUGUAGCUGUUAACAUGUUAUUAGCUUCUAUGCAAGUGAUCUCAUGUCGCAAUUUCGAUUGGCCUGAAAUUUUCGAGGAAACUGUGUACAGGGUGGUCCAAAAGUAUUGUCGCAUAUAAAAAUAAAAGUAAAUUUGUGCAGACGCUAUGGAUUUUGCUGAAACUUUUUGAGUCAGACUGACAUGCACUAUAGAUAGAUAAAACCAAUGAAAAAAGUUUCUAUUUUAAUUCAUAUGCGUGAAAAACGAUUUUAAACCAUGUCGUCCGAGCCUGCCGCCGCACGCAGGGGUCAUGUUAGAACUUUAAUUUUUUUAAGGUCUCAAAAAUUUUUUCUGGAGUGGUCAAUUUGGGCAUCAAAGGUCCACACUUAAAUUUCAUAAUACUCAAAGAUGAAGGGCUACGCGCUCACAGCUUUUGAGAUUUUGCCUCUCUUCCAAAACGUCAGGCUCCGGCGAAAAAUGACCUUCCUGACGCUUUUUUACGUUUAUGCUUCUAGAUUUCCUUUUGAUAAGCCCACUGGAUUGAAAGUUGGCAUGAAAAAUGAUAAGAGGUUUCUAAAAACAUUUAUCUUUUUGAUUUAUCUGUGUUGCACUUCUGGCUCGAUUACCAUCAAGAAAUCUUCGGCAGACCCACACGAAAUGAUCGAACUUAGAAAAGUCCUCAUAAGUCAGCUUUCCAAACGUUUUGAUUACUCAUCUUUUGCAAUCUACACCUUUUUAUCAAUGAGACACAUAAAGAAAAAAGAGUUAUAGAAUUUAAUUCUACGAGAAAAAAGGAAAUUUUUUUUUCGCAACGGACUUUUGAGCUGCGUGCCAGCAAUGUCAAUUUUUGGUCUGUGUCAGCCAGACAAAACUUGCUGUUAUUUGUGUGCACCUCAGCCAAUUUAGAUGAAAUUUUCGAGAGACAUAGAAGAAGGGACUAGAAUGCUACAAAAAAAGUAACUUUUGUCCAAAAAUAUUUUUACUUAUUAAAAUGACCUGUUGUUUUAUGCGACAAUACUUUUGGACCACCCUGUAAUCGAAUUAUCGAUUUUUAGUUUCUUAAUUCCACAUUGCAGGUCGAUUUCUACGAAUUGCAAUCCUCAACUUCAGGUCGUUUUUGAAAAUGAACCUGUCGGUCAAACAGUGAGUUAUUCAACUGUUAAAUUAUAAAAUACAGAACUUCUUUCUACGCCUUUAUUUUAAUUUUUGAAGUUUUCAGGCGGAUUCUGCAUUUUUACAACAAAGCGACCAAAAAACGGCAGAUCUUGAUUCCUGA
Molecule: messenger RNA, 8057 nt
Organism: Caenorhabditis auriculariae
Lineage: Eukaryota; Metazoa; Nematoda; Chromadorea; Rhabditida; Rhabditidae
Source: the annotation of a GenBank genome assembly